AUGCGAAGCCUCACGACGAGUCCGCCCCUACGAGCUCCCUUCUCACUUCAACCGCCACUUCUUCCUCACAUCCUGCUGCUGCACAGCCGCUCUCCUCCGGUGUCCAGACACGCCGCAGCACCGGACACGGAGUGGGUCCAGACGUUCCUCAAGGCGCACGUCGACGACACGGUGGCACGUCGGCUGCCCACGAUGAUCGCACAGGAGGUGCGGCGACAGCUGCGGGGCGUCCACCCGGUGGCGGUCGCCGCUUCUUCUUCUUUUUCGCCUUCGCCUUCGCCGUCUUCCUCGCCACCGAGGGACGGUGGGCGGGUGAGGGCCGCCAGCACUGCGACUGGCACCAUCAGCAGUAGUGGCAGUAACGGCGGUGGUGCGGUGGACUUGCGCGCCGCGGUAGGGCUGCCGCCUCUCCCUCCUCCACCGCCGCCCGCAAACGCACUCGACGACGAGAUUGCGGAGAAGAGAGCAGCGUCGUCAUCUCCAUCCUCCCAUAUUCCCUCCCCGGCGGACGAGGCACGGCGCCAGCGGGCGCAGAUCCUGUCCGCCAUCGAGGACAUUGAGCGACAGGUAAACGCACUGCAGCGCACCGUCGAUCAGGCGGCAGACGACGGCGAUCUUCGACGACGCCGGUGGGCGUGCCUCUGUGCGGCCCUCGACACGAGAAUGAAGGCGUCGCUACGAGCGGACCGCAGCAAGGAGGUGGCGGGCAGCCCCGUAGUUGCGGCAGAGCAGGCGGAGCUGCCCUUCCACCUCCGACUGGAACACUUGCUAGACCUCAAAGAAGAAACGGCGCUGUUGAGCACGCUGGAGCGGGUAGUGGGGUGUCUACUGCCAGCAACAGCAACUUCAGCAGCAAAUGAAGGCGGUGCCUCUGCGACCGCACGGCGCAACCCCGUGACGUCGCCGGUCAACACGGACCCGAUGCACCGACCUGUGCGAUCUCUCUCUCACUUUUACGGUGAAGGGGCCACCGCCUCUCCGGUGUUGCCGACACAGCAGCUGAACUACGCCGAACAGCAUCCGCAUCCGCAGCAGCAGUUUUCUUCUCUGUCGCCGUCGAUGCCGUCACCCAUCGGACCUGCGCCGCCGAGCAGCGGUGAGCCGCCGUCUCCGCAGCCCGUCGCACCGUCCGGCGCCACACGCGGCCUUCACCCUCGGGUUGUGCCCCCCAAGCCGGAAGCAACGUCGACCGCGACAGCGGUCCUCUCCGAACCACAACCGCGGCCACCACUACAGCAUGGGAAUGUGAGCAGAGGUGUUCGAUCCAUCACCACCAAAGGCGCCGUCGUCGCCGCCUCUCCGCCCUCCGCGCCCUCCAACGUGAAGAGCCCCUCGACGUACGCGAGCGACGCCCCAGCCAACGUAUCCUCGAUUUCCGACUUCGACGGCAGCACGCGUCCGAACGGGCUCGGUGGCACCGCCGUGCGCCGGCCGGUGCUGGCACCGUACGAGUGUGUGGACUCGACAACAACGCGCGACGGCACCGGACGGGUGCAGACGGACGACCGCCACCGCGCAAGACGAACGGCUUCGGCCGGUGCCUCCCUCGCCCCUCGCACAGCAGGGACGGCGGGACCUCCCGCACAGCCGUCCGCGCACCGCGAAGCGACGACGUUGCACCAAGGUCCACUGGCAUCGUCGCACGCGACGGCGGCUACACGGAGCAUCACGCUCGGGAUCGAUGCCGUGAACGUCCCCGCCGGGGUGCUGCCCGACGCGUUGGACCGGCACGGCGCCGUUCGCGUGCAGUCCGUUGCGCCUCAUCAGCUCGCUGAGAAGGCCGGUUUGUGCCGCGGUGACAUUCUGCUGUCGGUUGACCGUCGAGGCAUACAGAGUUGUGAGCAGCUGCGUGAUGUGCUGACGGCGGUGCCGCCCACACAAAGCAGUCUUGCCGUAGAGCUCUACCGCCACACCGCACACCAGAUCAUCACAGUGCUGCUGAAGCUCUAA
This is a messenger RNA of Leptomonas pyrrhocoris, 1950 nucleotides long. RefSeq lists its product as hypothetical. The record is from RefSeq and is a predicted model, not a curated record. Gene Ontology annotation, molecular function: protein binding. NCBI's taxonomy places the organism in Eukaryota, Euglenozoa, Kinetoplastea, Trypanosomatida, Trypanosomatidae. The transcript has a single exon. The coding region runs from base 1 to 1950 and encodes 649 amino acids.